GUUCUAUAGAUAUUUCUCCAUUUCAAAUCCUUUUCUCUGCUUUCAUAGAGGAAAGAUGGCGUCCUUUGAUGCGUACGGAAUGGAAGGGGAAGAGAUUCACGCUGCUCCUAAUAACCAUCCUUUCGCCGUCGGCGAUGAGAGCUACUCGAAUUACGGCUCUUACUCCAACUUCACCGAUGACCAGCUGUUUACCGGGGACGGGGGCGAUGUGGCGGUAGAUGACGUCACUACCUCUGCUGAUAUCUUCGGAUUCGGAUCCUCUGAUCCAACUCCUGCCUACUUGCAAUCUCCAUUCGCUACUGCGAUUCCUGUUGAGAACGGAAAUGGAACCAAUGGAUUUUAUCUUGGAAACGAUGGCGUUUUCGCUUCUGAUGGACCGGUGCUUCCUCCUCCUACUGAGAUGGAGCCUGAGGAAGGCUUCGUUCUUCGCGAGUGGCGGCGUCAAAAUGCGAUUCUGCUCGAGGAAAAGGAGAAGAAGGAGAAAGAGUUGAGGAGCCAGAUAGUCGAAGAAGCCGAAGUGUUUAAGCGAGCUUUCUAUGAGAAAAGGGAAAAAACAAUUGAGACCAACAAAACUAAUUACAGAGAAAGAGAAAAGCUGUACGUGGCUAACCAAGAGAAGUUCCAUAAGACUGCGGACAAACAAUACUGGACAGCAAUAGCAGAACUCAUUCCUCGCGAGGUCCCUAAUAUCGAAAAGAAAAGAGGGAAGAAAGACAAAGAGAAUAAGCCCUCAAUAACUGUCAUCCAAGGACCAAAACCCGGAAAACCGACUGAUCUUUCAAGAAUGCGGCACAUUCUCGUGAAGCUGAAGCAUACUCCCCCGCCUCACAUGCUUCCACCUCCUCCAGCAAAGGAAGGUAAAGAAGGAAAGGAUGGCAAAAACGACCCUAAAAACGGAAAAGAAGCUGCUUCAAAUGGAACUGCAUCUGCCGAGAAAAUGGCGACUGAAAAAGAUGCCACGGCAAACGGUUCUGCCCCCGAACACGAUGCUACUACGGCUACUAAGGACCAAUCUGGUGCCGAAGCAGAACCAGAAGCAAAAUCGACAGCGUAACUGCUUGUGAUACAUUUACAAAGGUUUAUUCUUCCCCAUUCUUUUUAUUUUCCUCGAGAGAUUUUGAUUCUUUAUGCAUUCCAUAUUUACCAUAGUAUUUAUCUUGCAAGUAAUUUAGUGACUUCAUUCUUAAUAGAAUUUCAUGUGAUUUGUGAUUGGAUUUCAAAUAUCAUUUUAUUUUUGCUUA
Gossypium raimondii (Peruvian cotton) is the source of this 1241-nucleotide messenger RNA. RefSeq names its product clathrin light chain 2. Gene Ontology annotation, molecular function: clathrin heavy chain binding; structural molecule activity. The transcript has 3 exons. Gene Ontology annotation, biological process: clathrin coat assembly; clathrin-dependent endocytosis; intracellular protein transport. The record is from RefSeq and is a predicted model, not a curated record. Bases 56 to 1054 code for a protein of 332 amino acids. Gene Ontology annotation, cellular component: plasma membrane; clathrin coat of coated pit; clathrin coat of trans-Golgi network vesicle. Lineage: Eukaryota; Viridiplantae; Streptophyta; Magnoliopsida; Malvales; Malvaceae.